UCACACAACCACACAAUUCAACGGAUCACACAGCAGCAAAGCAAGCAAGCGAAGCACAGCUGACGCACCUCCUCCUCCUCCUGGCCUUUGGCACCUCUCCUUCCAUAAGCACUUCGCAGUGCACGGCACGAUGGACUUGACAAACGCCAUGCACAAGAUGACGCUGAGCACGCAAGCUCAGGAGUUUCAGCCAUCCACGUCUGCGCCCAUGAUGACACCUGCUGCAAAUGCACAGGAGUUUGUGCCUUCGUACCUCAGCAACUCCAACACACCGGCGCUGUCGCCUGGGAGUGCACCUUUUACGCCAAGCGUGAAUGCGCACCACCCAACCAGCAUACAGGCUGCACCCCAGUCCUUCCAAGAGUACCACCCAUCGACAGAGCCCGCACAGCAGCUUGCACAGGUGCAGGAGUACCACCCUUCAUCGGCAUCACCCAGCACAAACCCAGGUGUCCCCAACACACAACCCCUGCAACAGCAACAGCACCAACCGCCGCAGCUCGCACCACAGGGGCUGCCCAUGCAACAGGGGCAAUACCAGGACCCGACCAUGUUCCCUGGUGACCCCAUGUUUGAUCCCACCGCCAUGGGCUUUGGUGCGCCCCAGCACGCUGACCAGGGUGUUCUUCCAGGCUACAUUGAAGCGUACCAAGAUCGCACGCGUCCAAUCCAGCCACCUCUGGAGCCGCUGCCGUACAUGUACACCGUUGGGCAGCUCCUCAUGCCCCAUGCCGCCCACAAAUUGCGCAAGACAGACUCCUACUUCUCCUCAGAGGACCUCCGCAAGGAGCUGCUGUCUCAGCGCUGCGCUCUUGAGUUCUCCGCAGUCAGCGAUCCAAACUUGCCGCUUGAGGUGGACAACUACCACACGCUGAUGCCGCUGGAGCCGAUGGUGAAUGUGAGCAAAGUGUUUGCGCUGCCCACCAUUGCCUACAGAGCCGUCAGCAGCGAGGACGGACAGACGCACAUGCUCAGGCGCCUUGUCGGCUACCAGCUGUCGGAGUCUGAGGCGAUGAAUCCCGUGCGCGCGUGGCAGAAGGUCGCGCACGUGGGCAUUGCUGCCGUGAAGGAGGCGUUCACCACCAAGGAGUUUGGCGACAGCUCGCUUGUGUUUGCUGGGGAGUUUUUCCCGAAUGCGACGACGCUGGAGCAGCGGUACCUCAGCACCGUCGCCUCCCGCCCCUUUGACGAACACAUUCUCUGGGACUUCACCAUCCAGCUCACAUCAGCGAUCCGGGCUGCGCAUGCGUCAAAUCUUGCUGUGCGGUGCGUGCGAGAGUCGAAGGUGCUGGUGACGGCGCGCCAGCGGCUCAUCGUCACAGGUGUCGGUGUGCAGGAUGUGCUUGCAUUUGACGCGAACCCGCCCGUCGACAUGGACGAGGCAAAGAUGCUUGAGCGCGUGAAGCAGGUCUACUCGGCCGACCUCUACAACACAUUGCGGUAUCUGCUGUCGCCGUCGCCGGCAUCGCGGAGGAAAUCUGUGCACGACCUCAUGCCGCUGAUUGGAUCGCGCUACUACAAGAAGAUUGACAGAGAGCAGGCCACCAGCGCUGUGUUGGAAUCUGAACUCAGCAAAGAGCUCUACAACGGCCACCUCUUCAGAAUCAUGACAAAGCUCAUGAUGGUAACCGAUCGCCCAACAAAGGACCCGCGCUUCCGCGAGGGUGGCGAACGGUACAUGCUCAAGCUCUUCAAACACUACGUCUUCCACCAGGUGACCAAGGAGGGCGAGCCGUUCCUUGACCUAGCGCACGUCGUGCAGUGCCUGGCAAAACUCGACGCAGCGUCGCCAGAGCGCGUGUGUCUCAUGAGCCAGGAUGGCAAGAACAUCAUCGUCGUCACGUAUGCCGACCUGCACCGCAGCCUGCACGGCGCCUUCCAAGAACUCGUCAACGCUGCCUCCUCCAUGGCGUGACGCGCUCACAGGUCCCGGUGCUCUGUGCAUGCUUGCUUCGCCCUGGUGAUGCUGUGUGGUGGUGGUGGUGGUGAUGUGUUGGGUGGCUGCAUGUGUGCAUGUGUGCGUCCCCGGCUGCAAUCAUGAAUAGACAUCAUUUACCGCG
Molecule: messenger RNA, 2060 nt
Organism: Salpingoeca rosetta
Lineage: Eukaryota; Choanoflagellata; Craspedida; Salpingoecidae
Exons: 15
Coding region: 131-1915 (594 amino acids)
Biological process (GO): mRNA processing; nuclear-transcribed mRNA poly(A) tail shortening
Cellular component (GO): P-body; PAN complex
Molecular function (GO): poly(A) binding
Source: RefSeq, a predicted model, not a curated record